Psilocybe cubensis is the source of this 561-nucleotide messenger RNA. RefSeq lists its product as uncharacterized. The transcript has 3 exons. The record is from RefSeq and is a predicted model, not a curated record. Bases 1 to 561 code for a protein of 186 amino acids. Lineage: Eukaryota; Fungi; Basidiomycota; Agaricomycetes; Agaricales; Agrocybaceae.
AUGUCUGAAGGUAUCGAGCUGGUGAAAAAGCACAUAGAAUUCACGGAGGUCUUCGCUGAAUACGACGACCUUGUUGUCUACACACCAAGAUUGCCCCUCGGGGAAAAUUGGGCAUAUCUAGGCCAGGUCGCCAGGAAACGCGAUGGUGAAAUUCCAGACCAUUCCGGGAUGAUCCUGUUGGCAAAGGAUGGCAGCGAUCCUCUGGGAGACAUCGUCGAUUGGGAGCCCGUUAUGCAUGGCAUUCACCCAACGCCAUUCUCAAGUUGGAGGGGCAUCCCCGCUGAUCCUGAGAGAUACGUGUCAGGCGGUGAUUUCUUCGUGCUUGGAAUGAACAAGCCGACUCCAGAACAGACUGCAGGUAUCAAAGCCAUUCGCAGAGACCUAAUUUUGGAGAGUAAACCAGAUCGUUGCAUUUGGGGUGUCCCCCUGCCAUUCAAUGGACUUACCAUCUGGGAUGUUACACUGUUGGUUUUGACUCACCAGCCAACGGGAGCAUUUGUCUCAACAUCUGCACAAUCCGCCGACGGCAUAACCCUCCCUGUGAUCUUUUUCAAAGCCUAG